Messenger RNA from Homalodisca vitripennis (glassy-winged sharpshooter), 761 nucleotides. RefSeq names its product WD repeat and FYVE domain-containing protein 2 (gene Wdfy2). The record is from RefSeq and is a predicted model, not a curated record. Lineage: Eukaryota; Metazoa; Arthropoda; Insecta; Hemiptera; Cicadellidae. The coding region runs from base 141 to 746 and encodes 201 amino acids. Gene Ontology annotation, molecular function: protein binding. The transcript has 4 exons.
AAGUAAUACAGUACAGAGCAGACGAGCUGACAGCGAUAGAACGGGUUAAACUUGGAUUGUAGUUAUCUUUCGCAGUUCUUUGCCAACCAAUUGCCAGAUAGUUGUAGAAGAAGUAACGAAUAUAAAUCGAAGUUCUAGAAAUGGCAGCUGAAAUUAAACCUGCCCCUGCUAAUUCUGGUGAUAGAUUCAGUUCUACGAAGAAACCUGUCUUAUUGUCUAAAUUAGAAGGGUGUAAUGAUGACAUUAAUCAGGCGAUAUUUAUUCCUGGUCAAGAUGGUGUUAUCAGCGUUUCAGAUGACAGGACUGUGAGAGUGUGGCUGAAGAGGGACUCUGGUCAGUACUGGCCCAGUAUCUGUCACUACAUGCCUGUAGCUGCCACCUGUGUGUAUUACUGUGCAGAGACUAGACAGCUGUUUGUAGGUCAAGAUAACGGCUCCAUAUUUGAAUAUGUGCUGGAGGAAGACUUCAACCGGAUGUCCGCAGUGCGAGAGUUGCUCGCUCACCAGAGCCGUGUGACAGCAGUACACUUUGCGCUCGGUCAGGAGUGGGUUCUCAGCAUCGGGCGAGACAAGAUGUUCCAGUAUCACUGUUCCGAGACUGGCCGCACCCUCGGCAACUUCCUCAGCAAUGCCUGGUGCACAGCUCUUGUGUUCUUGCUAGCCUCAACAAGGGUGUGCAACCCCAUGCCUGCGUUAACUGAAGAGGCGGGUUCAGAGCUGGCCUCCUCUUCUUCCGGGGGAACAUAACUUUAAGGUUAGUGC